AUGGAGGCGCUGCGGGCGCUCACGGGCUGCCUGCUGGGCGCCCUGGUGCUCGGCACGGUGCUGGGCAACGCGCUCGUGUGCGCCGCCGUGCUGCGCUUCCGCCACCUGCGCAACAAGGUCACCAACUGGUUCGUGCUCUCGCUGGCCGUCUCCGACCUGUGCGUGGCCCUGCUGGUGAUGCCCUGGAGGGCCGUCACCGAGGUGGCCGGGGGCUUGUGGCUUUUCGGCAGCCGCUUCUGUGAUACCUGGGUGGCCUUCGACAUCAUGUGCUCCACCGCCUCCAUCCUCCACCUCUGCAUCAUCAGCCUGGACCGGUACUGGGCCAUUGCCAGCCCCUUCCGCUACGAGCGCCGGAUGACGCAGCGCCUGGCCUGCGCCAUGAUAGCCAUGGCUUGGGCCCUCUCCAUCCUCAUCUCCUUCAUUCCUGUGCAGCUACACUGGCAUAAAACCCCGGACAGGAGGCCUCUGGGGUCCCAGUUGCCUGGGAUGCCCCGCUGUGACGUCCGCUUGAACCGUGCUUACGCCAUCACCUCCUCCCUCAUCAGCUUCUACAUCCCGGUGGCCAUCAUGAUCAUCACCUACAGCCGCAUCUACCGUAUCGCCCAGGCCCAGAUCCGCCGCAUCUCCAGCCUCGAGCGCGCGGUGGGGCAGUGCCCAGCUCUUGGCAAGGAGCCUGCGUCCUCCUUGCGGAGCUGCCUGCGCAAGGAGACCAAGGUGCUGCAGACCCUGUCCAUCAUCAUGGGCGUCUUCGUUUGCUGCUGGCUGCCCUUCUUCCUGCUCAACUGCCUGCUGCCUUUCUGCCAGCCUGUGCCGGAGAGCAGCCGUGAGGAGCCCUCUCCCUGCAUCAGCCAGACCGUCUUCAACAUCUUCACAUGGUUUGGCUGGGCCAACUCCUCCGUGAACCCCGUGAUCUACGCCUUCAACGCGGACUUCAGGCGGGCGUUCAGCAGCCUCCUGGGCUGCCGGUGCUUCUGCUGUGGCACUGCCAGGUCCACCGUGGAGAGGGUCAACUUCAGCAACGAGCUGGGGUCCUACCACCACGACACCACGUGCCAGAAGGAGGCAGCUGCCUCAUCCCCGGUGCCGCCUGCUGCCCUGGCCGCCUGGGUGCAGCCCACGCCCCUCGCCAUGCGCCUCCAGCGAGAACGGAGCAGUGAGGAGCCACCGGCGGAGAAAAGGCCUGCGAUUCCUCCUACAGAGGCUGCUCCCAAGUGCCCUCCCAUGCCUGCCACUUUGCCAUUUGAUUGUGAGGGACAGAUAUCCCUGGACACAAUUACCCCCUUGACAGGGCUCGGUGGGGGUGAGCGACCCUGUCACCCCGCUGCAGAGGCAUAA
Nothoprocta perdicaria is the source of this 1335-nucleotide messenger RNA. Its product is annotated as D(1)-like dopamine receptor. NCBI's taxonomy places the organism in Eukaryota, Metazoa, Chordata, Aves, Tinamiformes, Tinamidae. The coding region runs from base 1 to 1335 and encodes 444 amino acids. The record is from RefSeq and is a predicted model, not a curated record. The transcript has a single exon. Gene Ontology annotation, cellular component: membrane. Gene Ontology annotation, molecular function: G protein-coupled receptor activity. Gene Ontology annotation, biological process: adenylate cyclase-activating adrenergic receptor signaling pathway.